GUGGAGUCACUAUGUCAACUUUAUUAUAAUAACGUCUGCUUCUUCAGUAGCCUCAUAUCCGCGUGGCUCUUUAAACAAGAGGAAUAUUUGGUACCAGGCUUGUGCUGUCAUACCGGAUUUAGGGGAUUGAGGAGAAUGUCCAGUGUGCUGUUUUAAAAUAAACUGGAGCAGCAGAAAGAAUUGACCUGAGGUGCUGGUGGGUUAACGAUUUGACGACGUGACUAUAGUCUAUAUUCAGCUGCGCUAUGCUUCAACAGGCGGGUCCAGUUACGUUUUAAUAUAAAAUGAAAGUAACAUUUGAAUAUGUUGAAAAUGUCGCUUUCGUAUAACGUAAUGCUGCAGUAAUAGCGAUAAGUACUACACUUUGACUGUCUUGCAGCAGCAGCGAAAGAGUCAAAGAUGAGAUUUUUCUUUGCUUCAGGCAGUGGGCGUGUUUUUGUCCAGAUAACGGGACUGGGUGAGGGGCAGAACUUGUUGUCUGGCAUUUCUCCUGGACCCCGUGCUUAGUCGAUAAAACUGCUCCAAUUCAUAAUAAUAUCCUUUAAAUAUGCGACACGGACGGACGGUGAUCUAGCGAAGGUACACGCGACGUGCGGCGGUGCGUUUGAUCAACGGGAGCGAGCUGGCGUCAGAAAUGACACGUUAGGGUAACUUUACCGUUCAUUCCUAUUCGAGCACUUUUAAACAGGAUAUUUGUUAUCCUAAUACAACAUCAGUGAUUAUUUCUAGAGGAUACCACUAUGCAAAACGACAAGUCAGAGCCGAGUGAAGUCAAGGGCGCCGAGAGUGCGAGCACACCCGACACCGAGAAGAAAGCACUGAGUACCGCGGAGCGUGGAGGUCCCAAACCCAAAGGGAUAAGUGCGGUCGCGGUGCUCUGGACGUUUGGGAAAUGUAUAGGCGCCUUGCUUCCCGUCUACCUGGCCGGUUACUACCGUGUCAGCACCAGCCUGUUGGUGUUCGGCAUGAUGGUCUACACGGGAUGGAAACAUGCCCGAGAAGCCAAGGAGACACGCCUGAGGUCAGCCAUACAGCUGCUCAACAACGAGGAGGAGUACACGUCCAUGAAAGUGUCCAAAAGCAAGCGCGACCUCCCUGCGUGGGUCAGCUUUCCAGAUGUUGAGAAGGUUGAGUGGCUGAAUAAGGUGCUGCAGCGGGUGUGGCCAUUUGUCGGCCAAUACCUUGAGAAGCUGCUGGUUGAAACCAUCGCUCCGUCUAUCCGAGCCUCAAGCACCCACCUCCAGACCCUCAGCUUCACAAAAGUAGACAUGGGAAACAAGGCCAUGAAGGUUGUAGGGAUCAAGGCACACACAGAGAACGACAAUGGACAAGUGCUGCUAGAUCUGUAUAUCAGCUAUGUUGGCAAUGUAGAGAUCAACGUUGAGGUGAAGAGAUACUUCUGCAAAGCUGGAGUCAAAGGAAUACAGCUACAUGGGAUGAUGCGGGUGAUUCUGGAGCCUCUGAUUGGAGAUGUACCCAUAGUGGGUGCGGUCACCAUGUUUUUCAUCCAGCGGCCCAAACUAGACAUCAAUUGGACUGGACUUACUAAUUUGUUGGACAUCCCUGGACUGAAUAUCAUGUCUGACAGCAUGAUUAUGGAUGCCAUUGCCUCCUUCUUGGUGCUGCCCAACCGCCUGGUUGUUCCUCUGGUUCCAAACCUGCAUGUGGCCCAACUACGCUCUCCUUUGCCGAGGGGAGUGGUACGCAUCCACCUACUGGAGGCACAGAAUCUAGCGGCCAAAGACAACUAUAUGAAAGGGGUUAUGGCUGGUUUAUCUGACCCCUAUGCCAUCUUGAGGGUUGGUCCUCAGACCUUCACUUCCAAACACAUUGACAACACAGACUCUCCCAAAUGGGAAGAGAUUUACGAGGUUAUAGUCCAUGAAGUGCCUGGUCAAGAGUUGGAGGUGGAGGUAUAUGACAAAGACACAGACCAGGAUGAUUUCCUGGGCAGGACCAAAUUAGAUUUGGGCAUUGUGAAGAAAUCCAUCGUUGUCGAUAAUUGGUUCACUUUGAAAGAAACGCCGUCAGGGCGGGUUCAUUUCAGACUGGAGUGGUUGGCCUUGCUGCCUAGCACCGAUCGACUGGAGCAGAUCCUAAAGAGGAAUGAAAGUGUCACCAGUAAGACUGCCGAUCCGCCUUCUUCAGCCAUCUUGGUUGUAUAUCUGGACAAAGCUGAGGCACUUCCUAUGAAGAAGGGACAAAAGGAGCCCAAUCCCAUGGUGCAGUUGUCUGUGCAGGACAUCACUCGAGAGAGCAAGACUUGUUACACAACCGUUAAUCCUCAGUGGGAGGAAGCUUUUACUUUCUUCAUCCAGGAUCCUCGCAACCAGGACAUAGACAUUCAGGUGAAGGAUGCCGACCGUGUGCAGACAUUGGGCAGUCUGAAAAUCCCUUUGUCCCGUCUGCUGUCCAAUUCUAAUCUGUCUCUGGACCAGUGGUUCCAGUUGGACAACUCUGGAUCUGCCAGUCGCAUCUAUAUCAACGCAGUUCUCCGGGUCCUGUGGUUAGAUGAGGAACACAUUUCAUCUGAUGUGUCAUCUAAUCUUGAGACUGGACUGUCCAAACAGCUGCCCCAGCAGACCUCCCCUCAUCCCAGCUUUGCCACAGAGGGACUGCUUAGAAUUCACCUAUUGGCAGGGCAGAAUCUUAUUCCGAAAGAUAACCUGAUGGGGGGCAUGGUAAAAGGAAAGAGUGACCCCUAUGUCAAGCUCAACAUCGGUGGCGAAACGUUCACAAGUGAGGUUAUCAAGCGUAAUCUUAACCCCACGUGGAAUGAGAUGUAUGAGGUGGUGCUGAGGCCUCAGUCAGGACAGGAGGUGCAGGUAGAGCUGUACGACAAAGACAUGGACAAAGAUGACUUCCUGGGCAGAUACCAAAUCAGUUUGGCAGACAUCAUCCGUUCCCAGUUCACAGACCAGUGGUACACCCUGAAUGACGUGAAGUCUGGACGCGUUCGGCUGAUACUGGAGUGGGUACCAGCAGUGUCCCACAAUGACUCCCUGGACCAAGUCAUGCGGGUGAUUUCUCUCCAGUCUUACCAGAACAAGACGGUUCCCUCUGCAGCUCUGCUCUUUGUUUAUGUCGACAGAGCACACUCAUUGCCUUUUAAGAAAAGUGGAAAGGAGCCCAAGGCUGCGGUCGAGCUUGUUUUUGGUAACACAACCUACAAAACUAAGGUAUGUGAUCGCUCAAGAUCACCUCAGUGGGAAGAGGCGUUCUACUUCUUAGUUCGCGACCCCACAGAGGAGAUGCUCAUAAUGAAGUUGUCGAGCGCAUGGGACCAGCCAAUGGGAUCUCUUGUAUUCCCUGUGAGAGAGCUGCUCUCCGAACCACAGCUCGUCCUGGACCAAUGGAUGCCUCUCGAUGGAGCCUUACCUGAAAGUGAGAUCCUGCUGAGGGCUGAACUCAAGGUCCUGAGCUCAAGGAUGACUGAAGCUCCACAGCCUUCUGUGACUGGUUCAAAGAAGGAAGAGAUUGUCGUUUCCACAACCAGUGAGGACGAGAAAAGCUCAGAGCUGACAAAAGAUGAAUCUGUUGCAGUAUCCAGCCAGUUCAAACACUCCGAAGCAGCAGAUGCUGCGGCCUCCACAGAGGAAUCUACUCCCGCUGAAGCAGCUGCCCUUUACACUGCACCUGAUACAUUCGCUGCUGCUGCACUGGUGGAGGAGCCAACAGCCCCAGAAGAGCAGCCCACACAGUCAGAGACCGCCGAACCUCAGGAUAUACAAACAGCAGGUACUGGUUUAGGCAACCUUGUUCACGCCACAGUAACUGGUAUUCCUGCUGACACACUGGGGCCUGCAGAGGUCGCAGAAGAUCUUCCAGCACACACCAGCCCCAGCCAGGACUUUGGUGAAGAGGGGCUGCUGAGGAUUCACCUGCUGGAGGCCCAGAAUCUGGUUGCAAAGGAUAACCUGAUGGGGGGCAUGGUGAAGGGCAAGAGCGACCCCUAUGUCAAGAUCAACAUAGGGGGAGUUACCUUCAAGAGUCAUGUUAUCAAGGAGAAUCUGAACCCAACGUGGAAGGAAAUGUACGAGCUGGUCGUGAGUGGGCACAGCGUCCAGGAGAUCCAAUUUGAAGCGUUUGAUAAGGAUUUCGAUUCUGAUGACUUCCUUGGCAGAUUCAGCAUCAAGCUAAAUGAGGUCAUCAGAUCCCAGUACACAGAUCAGUGGUACACUCUGAAUGAUGUGAAGUCUGGCCGGGUCCACUUGAUACUGGAAUGGGUUCCUACGGUGUCCCAUUCAGUCAGACUUGACCAGGUGCUGCAGCUUCAAGCUCUCCAGUCUUAUCAGAACAAGGCGGUCCCCUCCGCUGCUUUGCUCUUUGUCCAUCUGGAAGGAGCACAUUCAUUACCUCUGAAGAAGAGUGGAAAGGAACCCAAAGCAGGAGCUGAGCUUGUUCUGGGUGAAACAACCUACAAAACCGAACUGUGUGGCCGCAGCACCAGUCCUCAGUGGAGUGAGUCUUUCUUCUUCCUGGUCCAUGACCCCAAACAUCAGAUGCUUGUAGUAAAGUUGUCCAGUGGUUGGGACCAGCCAAUGGGAUCUCUGGUGGUUCCUGUCACGGAGCUGCUUGCAGAGCCACAGCUGGUCCUGGACCAGUGGUUCCAUCUGGAUGGAGCCGCACCUGAGAGUCAGAUCCUGCUGAGGGCUGAACUCAAGAUUCUAGAUUCCAAAAUGGUGGAUAUGAUCAGUGAAGGGACUCUGCCAUGCUCUGCCUCUGGACCUGGAAAUGGGCAGAUGAAGUUGUCUCUUUCAUAUGAGGAGAGAAAGCUCAUCGUCAUCGUCCAUGCCUGCAGAGGUCUGUUGUCUCAAAGUAAGGAUGGUGUAGACAGCUAUGUCUCGCUCAUGCUGCUGCCAGACAAAAGCAAAGCCACCAAGAGGAAGACGGCAGUGAAGAAAAGAGACCUCAACCCAGAAUAUAAUGAGAGGUUUGAGUAUGAUCUGUCUGUGGAUGAGACAAGAUUCAGACGCCUCAGUGCAUCAGUGAAAAACAACUCGGCCUCGUUCAGAAGCCGUGACGUCAUUGGACAGGUGCACAUUGAGUUGGCCCAGGUGGACCUGAUUUCUGGUGUCACAGAAUGGUUCACCCUGAGAGAUGAAGCUGAAUAAUCGUUCUGCGUGCUUAUGUCAUGGUACAAUAAUAAUGAUGGCAUUGUGCCACCGCUGCAGCUCACACUGAUGCCUGCUCCUUCCCACCUCUGCGUACAGUGGCAGCCUUACCUGCAUCCACCCAGCUCUCUGUGUAUCAAUAUAUAGUGUAGUAUUGGACUGCACCAAUACUCAUACCAAAGAUAAGUAGGCUGAAGUAGCUGAGUUGACGAUGAUAAAGUGAAAGUUUAUGUUGACUGAAAGUUACUUUACUAUAUGAAGAGAUAAUAUCUUUAAGAUUGAGUGGAGCAAGUGAAAGAUGAACAGGUCCAGAAAUAAUGAAGUCAUAUUUUGUUGUUUUGUUUGCUUUUUUUGCUGCAAGAAUGUUUAAAAUCUAGGAGUGUCUUGUUUGAAGUGCAGUAACGUUUUAAACUUUAGUGUUUUUUAUGUGUUGCUCAUGAAUGCUAAUGCCAUUUCAGUAUUUUGGAUCUGUUUUAUGACAGGCUUAUAUUGAAGUUAUUUUAUAUUUCACAGCACCUUGUUAUGUUUGUGUUUGAGAUUGCUUUUGAAUAUAAUUUUAUAAUAUUUUAUUUUCUACAAGACAUGUAUUUGUUACACCUACGUCACAAUUAGAUCAUAGUAUGAUUGAUUUUGUGUAUAUUUGCAAAGCUUACGAAUCAGAUCCAAUUAUGUUUGUUGAAAGAUGCUAUAACAAAAAUAAACAGAUAUUGUACAUCUAA
This is a messenger RNA of Cottoperca gobio, 5833 nucleotides long. It is a transcript of the gene esyt1b, whose product is annotated as extended synaptotagmin-like protein 1b. Gene Ontology annotation, biological process: lipid transport. Gene Ontology annotation, molecular function: phosphatidylethanolamine binding; phosphatidylcholine binding; phosphatidylinositol binding. The record is from RefSeq and is a predicted model, not a curated record. Gene Ontology annotation, cellular component: endoplasmic reticulum membrane. NCBI's taxonomy places the organism in Eukaryota, Metazoa, Chordata, Actinopteri, Perciformes, Bovichtidae.